AUGGCAGCUACUGCGGCUGCUGCUCUCCGGUUUGUUCCCCCAAACCCCAAUGCCAAGAAAACUGUCCACUCCUUCUCUAAACCGAAUCUUGUGUCAUCAUGCUCUAACUAUAUGCAGUUUUCUGAUGUUGCUUCUGAGAUGGAGUUAAGAUUACAUAUAGGAGGCAUGGGUAUAAUAAGCACAAAAGACAUAUCUGUUAAUGCAGACGAUACAUCCUUAGAUAUCACAGUGUUGCGCUCAGGAUCUCCCAUUACGUUGAUACAAACUAAUCCUCUUUUUGACAGGAUUAAACCUUCUGAAACAAUAUGGUUUGUGCUAAUCAAGUGA
Molecule: messenger RNA, 327 nt
Organism: Vicia faba (fava bean)
Lineage: Eukaryota; Viridiplantae; Streptophyta; Magnoliopsida; Fabales; Fabaceae
Source: the annotation of a GenBank genome assembly